This is a messenger RNA of Anas platyrhynchos (mallard), 6021 nucleotides long. It is a transcript of the gene MAN1B1, whose product is annotated as mannosidase alpha class 1B member 1. Lineage: Eukaryota; Metazoa; Chordata; Aves; Anseriformes; Anatidae. The record is from RefSeq and is a predicted model, not a curated record. Gene Ontology annotation, molecular function: calcium ion binding; mannosyl-oligosaccharide 1,2-alpha-mannosidase activity. Gene Ontology annotation, cellular component: endoplasmic reticulum; membrane. Gene Ontology annotation, biological process: mannose trimming involved in glycoprotein ERAD pathway; carbohydrate metabolic process.
GCGGCAUCCGGAAGCGGCCGCUCUGUCCCCUCUCGGUGCGAGGAGGCUGCAGGGUAAUGGCGGGCCGCGCGCGGGGCGGCGGGCGGCUGGGCUGCGGCCCCUGAGGCGGCUGCGGCCCCUGAGGCGGCUGCGGCCAUGUACUCGGCUGUCGCCGCCUCGCCGCCCAGGCGGGACUUCAUCUCUGUCACCCUCAGCCCGGAGGAGGCGGUGGGGGUCGGAGGCUACAACAACAGCAAGGCCUGGAGGCGGCGCUCCUGCUGGCGGAAAUGGAAGCAGCUGUCUCGACUGCAGCGGAGUAUAAUUCUCUUCCUGUUUGCCUUCUUGGCAGUCUGUGGAGUCAUUUCAUUUACCAGCAUGGGGGAACCAUGGAAAAGUUUAACAAACAAAUCAUUGGAUGAGCAGAGAACAGAACCAGAAAUACCUGGAUUAAAGCUGGUGAAUCCAGCUGUUCUGCCAGCGCCACAGAAAGCAGAUGCCAACGCUGGGGACUACCCAGAACUUUCACCUCAGAAGCAGCCGAAAUUGCCUCACAUUCGGCGUAGUCCUUCCAAUCUUCAGAUCAAACCACCGCGGAGGGAUGUGAGGCUGAAGACGCGACAUGCAACCAGCAAGAUUGUAGAAGAGCUGGUCCAGGCUGAUAAAGAAGAGAAAACAGAGAAAUCUGUUAUCAGCUGGAGAGGAGCAGUGAUAGAACCCGACCAAAGCACUGAGCCUCCAUCUAGUAAAAUAAAGGAAUCAGAAAAACCUUCAUCUUUGGAAGCCGAAGGCCAGAAGGAACCAGUGCCCAUAAAUGAACGUCAAAUGGCUGUGAUAGAAGCAUUCCGCCAUGCAUGGAAAGGAUACAAGGAUUUUGCUUGGGGCCAUGAUGAACUGAAGCCUUUGUCCAAGUCUUACAGUGAGUGGUUUGGACUUGGGCUUACCUUAAUUGAUGCCUUGGAUACUAUGUGGAUUCUAGGCUUAAAAGAAGAGUUUGAAGAAGCAAGAAUAUGGGUAGCAAACGACUUAGUCUUUGAUAAAAAUGUGGAUGUGAACCUCUUUGAGAGCACAAUUCGUAUUCUUGGUGGCUUGCUGAGCACCUACCAUCUCUCUGGAGAUAGCCUCUUCCUGGAAAAAGCUAAAGACAUUGGGAAUAGGCUUAUGCCAGCAUUCAAGACCCCCUCCAAGAUACCCUAUUCUGAUGUCAACAUUGGCCGGGGCACUGCACAUCCACCUCGCUGGACAUCUGACAGCACUGUGGCAGAGGUGACCAGUAUUCAGCUGGAGUUUAGGGAGCUUUCUCGUCUUACUGGAGAUGAGAAAUUCAAGAAAGCUGUAGAUGAGGUGAUGAAACAUGUUCACACGCUCUCAGGGAAAAAUGAUGGACUGGUGCCUAUGUUCAUAAACACCAAUAGCGGGCAGUUCACUCAUUUGGGUGUCUAUACUCUGGGAGCCAGAGCUGACAGCUACUAUGAGUAUUUGCUCAAGCAAUGGAUUCAGGGUGGGAAAAAAGAAAAUGAACUGUUGGAAGACUAUAUGAGAGCCAUAGAAGGUGUGAAAAAGCAUCUUCUUCAGAGAUCACAACCCAAGAAGCUUACCUUUGUAGGAGAGCUUGCUCAUGGCCAUUUCAGUGCCAAGAUGGAUCACUUGGUUUGUUUUUUGCCUGGUACUUUGGCACUGGGAGCUCACAAUGGAUUGACUGCUGAUCAUAUGAAACUGGCCGAAGCCCUGAUAGAAACGUGUUACCAAAUGUAUGAGCAAGUAGAGACAGGCCUGAGUCCAGAGAUUGUGCACUUCAAUCUUCAUGCACAAAAGGGCCACAAAGAUGUGGAAAUCAAGCCUGCAGACAGGCAUAACUUACUGCGGCCAGAAACUGUGGAAAGCCUUUUUUAUAUGUACAGAUUCACCGGAGAUAAGAAAUACCAAGACUGGGGCUGGGAAAUCUUGCAGAACUUCAAUAAAUACACACGGGUUCCUACAGGUGGUUAUACUUCCAUUAACAACGUUCAGAAUCCCAGUAAUCCAGAGCCACGAGAUAAAAUGGAGAGCUUCUUCCUUGGGGAAACACUCAAGUACAUGUUUCUGCUGUUUUCAGAUGACGUAGACUUAAUCAACCUUGACAAAUUUGUAUUUAACACAGAAGCUCAUCCACUCCCAAUCUGGGUGCCGGCAUAGAUAGGGUGUCAGUAGACAUUCCAGUGGUGUUGUUUUUAUCUUCAAGUCACUUUAAAUUUCAGGGUUUGAGGAGAGAUGCUGUAUUGCACCUUUUUUAGGCUUGAACAAAACCUUUGAGAAAGCAUCUCUGGUUUGGAGAAGUCAUGUCAGUCUUAUAUCUAAUCCCUGUGCUUUGGUUCUGUGAUGGACAAUCUGUGCAAUAUUAAGCUGCUUUUCCUGGUACUGAUGAUUAUGAGGCUUAGAGAAUAAUUAUAGUAUGGACCAUGAUGUUCACGGGGCUCUGGUGAACCAGAACUCACUUAUGUCAGUCUUAAUAAAUGCUAAUUAAAUAUCAGGAAUGCAGCAAGAUGUCUUAAAGCACAGGGAUGUCUCUGGAGAGAAGGAAUAAGCCUUCAGGUUUGUUCUGGAUGUACUGAAACACGUGGUUAUGGCGCCAUUCCUUCAUAAGAGUAUAUGGUGUUUCAGAUGUUAAGUAGAAUAAACGAUGAACCAUAAUUUCCCAGGUAGAAGUUAAAGCUGUCAGUAUUGUUACUGAUACUCUUGAUCUCAUUCCAAACUACCAAUCUGUGCUGCAUCACAUGAGAAGGAAGUGGCAGCAGAGCAACUGUUGUACAGUGUCUUAGUUUUAUAGAGCACUUUGAACAAUCUGUUCAAGCUGUGGUUGAAAUGAAUGAUGGAACAGAAUUUGCUGCUGAUUUGGCUCAAAGUGGUGUAUAAUUUUGUAGACAUUUUGCAGUUUUUUUAAACUUAUCUGCAGGAAUGCAGGAGACAAUGUGAAACAAGUGAAACUACACAUGCAUUAUAUAUAUUAAUUGUAUCAGUUAGACCUCAGGUAUUCUGACUGAAAGCUGCUUUGUGAGGUUGGGCACUGGGAAAGCUUGUGAGCACAUUAGAUAUAAUUCCAAGUCAACCUCCUUCCAUCUCUUCCUGUCCACAUCUUGCAUUUUAAGGUGUUUGUUGACUCAACAUGCUUACAACUAUACAGCAAAAUUCAGGUUAUUUGUCAUUGUUUAGACUGUAGAGAAGUUGUCAUUUUUUUGUUGUUGUUAGGGGUUCCUUGGCAGACAUGUUUUCAUCAGAAGUAUUAAAAGCAGACAGUCUAGAUGUAUUAUGAGAAUUCGUGGUUGCAAUAGAAUCACUGAAGAUUUUUCAGUUCUUUGAAAAGAAAGCAGACUCAGGUUUGCUUUGUAUAGAAUCUUAUAGGAGCCUUGGCAUCUUUUGUUUUUAUAUGUGCAAAUAGGUUUUAAACCAUGAACUCGGAAACCAGCUUUCUUUAGUUUUCUGCCUUUGGCUUUGUAUCUACUUGCACAGUUCCAUAUUCACAGAUUACAGAAAUUUGUUUGUAAUUUUAAAGAGGUUGCUCUCACCAAAAUGUCUUUUCCUCUUUUUAAUUAGUUAAUGGGAGCAGUGGGAAGUAUGCAGGUGUAUGGUAGUGGAAGUGAGAUACAGUAUCCUAUAAAUCUAGGGUUGCAAAACAGAACUAGUCUAAAUCUGAUUGUAAUGGUUAAUUUUCCAGUGGCUUAGGCAUAUGUGUAUUUUACAGCAUUUGUAACCAUUGACUUUUAAAGUAAGGUAUUUGUUUUAUGCUGAUUAAUUCUGUUUGCUUGAGUCUGAACUUACUAUACGGACCACUACUGAAGUCCCUUUAAAGAAUAUUUAUCAUUCCAUUUACUAAUGAUGACUUACGGAGAUGAAGGAAUCUUAUAAAUUGCACCUUUUCCUGUCAUCGAAAAGACCCUGUGAUUUUUCUAGACAAGAGAAUUUUGUGCAGAAUUAUAAUGUCCCUCCAGUUCAAAAGCCAGCAGUAACCUUGGAAGUAAGUUUCUCAUGUGUGCAAUGUAAUCCAGUAGCCUUAGCUUGCACAAUCUAUUUGAUACUAAGAUUUUCUUUGAUGUAACAGAGAAGAAGGAAACUGCUGUUGAAAUGGAGAAGGAAACACCUUCAGUCUUUUAGUUUGUGAAGCAGGUUUGUGUUACUUUGGAUCUCAGCUUUGGCUAAAAAAUGGAGGAUUAAAAUGAGAUAAAAUAAAACAAAAUAAAAAAGAAGAUUAAUUCAGUGUGAGUACACAACCUCUUGUUCUAACUUAUGUUGCUUGGGCCUCGUGCCUUCAAUUGCAGCUAGUAUUGAUCCCAUAAUUGCUGAUUUUGCCAUGGAUCAUAAAAAUUCCAAACUGUGGUGUUUCACCUAUAGGACAAGCCCUGUUGAGGGAAUGAAGAGAAGUCUGAAGAUGUGGAAUGUAUCUAGGUGUUCACCAAAAAUCUGUUGUUGAAGUCUUAUGCUGAUCUUAAUGUAGUUGACUCUACAAAUGAGACUGUGGGAGUCUGUGUUAAAAUUUCCUAUUGUGUCAUGUUUAACAUGAGAGUAAUACUAAUACAUUGCAGAAUGAGCAAAAGGAAGGAGAGAAGAAUAAACAUGCACUUUCCCAAACACAUUUUUUUUCUUCUAGCUGAGCUUGUUGGUACAACUGAUUUCUUCUCUACUUAAUUCUUCCUGAAUUGUCUUUGUGAAGUGUGACUUUACUGUACACAUCCUUCAUGUCUGAAGUUAAGAUUGCUCAGCUCUGUUUAGUAUAGAAAGCAAAUGCUUGUUUGACUCCUUUAUCAUAUGUGAAAUGGCACAAACCUGAAUAAUAUGACAAAAGCUCAUCUGCUUCUUCCUGUUCUUUUGCAAAUGUCAUUUUAAUUGCUUAUUUAUUUUUACUUAAUAUAAUAUGUUGUGUCAGAUCAGACUAUGAGCUUUGUCCAUCUCACUUCUACUAUAUGUUUUCCCUUCCUGCCUUCCCAAAACCAACAGAAAUUGUGUACUUUUUUUUUUUUCCUAGGGGCAUGUGGGGGUGUACUCUUGCGGUUCUUUGAACCACAGCCUUAAGUAUGGGGUCUGUAAUUCAUUUUGGUGUUUCAGCAUCCUAGUGUGCUUCUGACACUUAAGUCAAAUGUUGUGGAAACGUAAUCUCUUCAAGCCAGUGAUUGUGUCAUUUUGCACAAAGAGCUGCCUUGGUUUCUCUCCAAGAGCUUGAGUGCCUUGUCUAAUUUAACUAAAGCAAAAAAACAAACAAACAAAAACAGUUGUACCCAGCUCUACUGUUCAUUUAUGCUUUCACUGAGAAACAAAUGGGUAUGGUCACACCCAUAGAAUACUGCACAAAUGUAGCGGUUGGAAACCUCCCACUCUGGGAUUUAAUCUGUUUGCUCAAAGAAAAAUCAAUAGAUGGAUGCAGAGCACGUUUAGCAUCUAAUCUUUGUUCAACCUUUUUGAUAACUGAAUACUUGCUACCAGACUGGGAAACUGAGAGUUUUGCAAGGUCCGUGGUGUAAGCUUACAGGGGCCCUUCCAUGGUGAACAUUUAAGAUUUUCAGCAUUAAAUUUCAAGCUCAAAUAAAGCUGUAUUUACUUCUCCAAAUACUAGACAAAGAAUCAGCUCGCUUUCCUAUUCUAUACCUGUGUGAUAGUGCAGUGAUAAGGAAUGCAGAUAGGACAUUUUUUUUGCAACUAACAUGUAAACAGUUUUGUGAGUUCUUUGCAUUUCUCCUGCUCUAAGACUUUUUUUUUCCCCAACUUCAGAUUGGAAAGGAUUUUUUUGUGUGCGUGUUUUUGUUAGGUUGUUUAUUUGUCUGCAAGUAUUGUUGGAACUUAAUGUCAAAGUCUGGAGGCCUCUGCUUCCAAUAAAAAUGAAGCCUUUGGAUAUUCAUGUUUUGUGCUUGCCAGCUUCCCAGAAAACCUGCUCAUUUGCAUGAUCAGUUUCCGAACUCUGACUUAAAGGCUUGGGGCCAGAGACACUGUUCUUACUGCUUUGUGCAAUGUUCCCAACUUGGUCAUACCUUCCUUAUGCUGUUAUGUGGUGAUAAAAUAAAAUAAGCCUUUUCUCAAUGA